AUGUCUCGUGUAGAGAUCUGUUCACUCGCGUACGAGGGAAAAUUUAACGAGUUAAAGGAAAAAAUUGAAUUGAAACCGAGUUUAGCGACCAAGGUAGACGAGGUGAGGUUCAAUUCCAAAGUGGAUCAAGUAAAACAUCUCUCUUGUUUAUCAUGAUUCCUCUCAACAGUGGGUACUAGUUACUCAGGUUUGUUGUCACGACAAUAUAAUCAAUUGUCGUGCAACCUUUUAGCCCUAACUAUAGUUGUUUCAUGAUAUUACAUUCCUUCGCGAUAGACCAUACUUUUAUUGGGUUCUUGGCAAGAGAAGUUCGUAGUUUAAGUUUCAUCAUGCAAAACGCAUGGAAGAAGCGGAAAAUACACAUGGCCCCUUUCUAAUCCAGUCUAAUUGUGCUCAGUAAUCACGACCUCAAUCGUCCUUCAAGUUUCUAAGCCUUUGAUUUAUCGUAUUCUUAACUCCCGUUACAAUAUACAAACGUAUGGCGAGAAUGUAUCAUAUAUUGUAAUACGACAGUAGGUUUCCUUUAAAUCAGUAAAUAAGAGCAUUGACUGAUUAGUUAUCAAGUCGUGUGUUGCUCAAUGGGACAUGCUUUUUGUCAAUUACAUAUUAAUUUAGGUAACUGGUGAACACAACCUGAGCUUAAUUUGUAGUGAAGUUUGGAUAUAAUGCAUGCUGUCAUUGGUUGAAAGAGCAUGCUCUAUUAGAGUACAAAGCAUAGGGCUGAGAUAAAGCUGUCAUACCUUCUGCUGAAUUGUACUAUGUCAACUUCUCUCAAGCUUUUCUUUGUAAAUUUAAAGUGAAAUUUUGGAACAAGUGAAUAUAUAAUAUUUAUGUUAUUAUAACAUUAGCAGGGAGGAGAAUCCUCAAAGAGGGUGGCAAAGGGAAAGUUCCAAUCACACAUCACACAUAAUUUUUCUAUUAAAUCAUGCAUCAUGGAUAAUUUUUUUAACCAAUCAUGCAUCACUUAAAAAGGAGUAAGUGUACUAAGCUGAUACUGUAAGAUUUCAACCUAUAGGAUGUAUUACUAAAAAUUAUAUUGCGUUUAACAUUUUUCAUCCAGGACUGAAUUGCAUUUCACUUGUCAUAUUGCUUUUUGUGAGACAAAUAAAGACAACUCACUUGUUGAAACCAGGUGCUCUGAGAGCAUUUACUUGGGCUUGGUAUCACAAUAUCAAAUCUUACUUUACAAGUAUCAGACAUAGUAAAAACAAAUUAAAGAAUCAGUAUAUAUAACACAAGAGCUAAGCUUACAUAUUUACUACUCAAGUUGCUUUGUUGAGUAUCCUCUUCAUCCAAUAGCCUGUUGUUUGCCUCACCUUCAAAGUUCUGUUCACUAAGAUUUUUUAAUUUUUUCAAUUCACCAUCUGAGGUAUUCGUCUUGGCAUCAUAGUCAUUAUAGUUUGUUGUUUAAUAAGUAAGUAGUCAUAGUUUUGACAAUGUUUUUGUAGUUUGAACUCAUAUAUGGCUAAUUAGUUAUCUCACAAGCACUGGUAUGAACUUGGCUAAUUUGGCUGCCUUUCAAUUUGUGGCCACUCAUAGCUCCAAGAGUCUUCUGAACAAAUUGAAUAGAUGUCUACACGACCUUUACUAUUCUUUGAUACCGGCAAUAUUUAUGUUAAGGUUUUGCCCAAUCCCCUUCUGUACAACAACUAUUUUUUUGUCAGUAAAGGAUAUAACGUAGCUUUUGAAAUCGUUUAGGUCUACGACAACCUUGGAAAAAGUUUGUGUACUACUAACUGGUGCACAAAAUUUUUCCUUGUGUACUGCCUCAUUGCUCACAUUACCAUUUACUCAGGCAGCAUAAAAUGACACCAAAACACCAAUGUCUUUUACCGUUUCAGCCAUUGGGGUUAUUUGGGUCUACGUUCUUUCAGAUCUUUCAUUCAAUGGUUUUGCAUACUUUCUGGUCUUUCUUAAUAUGAUCUGAUGCACUAUCACAACCAGGUGGUCAACAAAAAUAAUACUGAAGGUCAAAGUCCUUAUGCAAAUGUUGACCUACAAAGACAUUUAAGGUCAGGCAAAGGUCAGCAAAGGACAGGAAAGACCACAAAACAGUGCCACAGUUUACUGAUUCUUGUUUAGUGGAAAUAAUGUUUUAUUAUUAGUGUUUUAUUUUAAUUAUUUAAUAAUAAUUUCCAAUGAACUAAGACUAUCUACUUUGAAUGAUUGGUAUCCUUCUAGGUCAAAGAGUGUUCACUUAUCAUGUAAAUCUAAUUAGUAAGUCUUGUAAAACACACUUCACACACUUAUAAAAUAGCAAAUCACAUAUCACUUUGAGAUGUCCAGUUCCACAUUAUGCAGAUAAUUUUGGAUCAAUCAUGUGUCAUCCUGCAAAUUUUGGUUCUUUAUAGUAAAACAAAGAAGCCUUGACUGUGCUCUGUUUUGUUAUAAAGCACUUAGGAAGCAGCUAGAACACCCAGAAGUGGGAAAAACUCUUGUCUAUGUCUUGUGUUUCUCCCUACAAUUUUCAAACUCUAGCCACUUCCUGUGUGCUUUACAACAGAACAGAGCACAGUCAAGGCCUCUCUAUUUGUUAAAUGUGGAUACUACAGUACUAUGACACUAGUAACAUUGACAAACAUAAAUAAUACUGCUGUCACCAGUUGCACAAUGCUGCAAAAUAAAUAACUUUUUUGUCACUCCGUAACUUGUGAUGCAACAGUUUUAGACCAUUUUAUGCCUUUACAUCUUACAACAACAAGGAUCUUUAAGUUACAAUGGCCAAGGCUGCACAAGGAGAGUUAACCAGGUUAUUUCUAACUGUUCAAUUAGAAAUGACUGGGUUAGUGAGAACUCGUGAUGUGGCUGCUUUUUUUAGCUUUUGAUCAAACUGAACCUGGGUUAAUGGCUAUCAUGGAACUUAAUUGAAGAACAAUAGAUUUUUUCAACCAAGUGUGGUUAAUUUUAAAUUGUGGUUAAACUACCUCUUUGUAUAAUUUAACUCAGCUAAGUGGUCUCUUAUUAGUGCUGUGCAAUGGCUUUUUCGCAAUAUGUGUCAGUCAUCACUUUUUAUGUAUGAGAUGGUCUUCAUGGCACCUAAAAAAUGCUUCUGAAAAUGGUGUCUGAGGACAACAGUUACAUUAGGGGUAAUGUUCAAAACAGCAGCCUUCUAACUCUUUACAGUAGCCAAUUUACGUUUUUAACUCAGUUGAUAACACUAAAUUAAACAGUUACAUUACCCAAGUAUCACAGCCAAAUAGUUAUCAGUAUUGCUGCUUGGAAGCACCAGAGUGUUUCUUUUUGCCAUUAAUUGUGAAAAAAUACUGCAAAGGGGUUGAAAGGACUCAAUGUUGAUUCAAGAGUGUUCUCUUUAAAACCCAAGCAUGGCAGGAUUCCUGCUUUCCUCAAGCCAUUGCUGAUUUCUCCGAUAAACCCUAACCUGGGAUGAUUCAUUCCACAGUGAUGGGGAACACUCUGACAUCUACAAAAAUCAGCAUGAUGUUUAAAAAAACUGCCUUGGAAAUUUGUGCAUUAUGCAUCAGAAGGAAGGGGAAUUGCUUAAGUCGUGAGUGCAGAGGAAGGAAACAAAAGAAAAAAAAAGAAGGAAAAGGGAGAAAAUAUGAACUUGGUCUAUGAAGUCUGUCUCUUUUGGUUUCCCCGCUGAUGUCUUUUCAGUGCAGUGGCUGAUAAAAUAUAACCCUGUUGUUUCAACAUAACCAACCCUUAACUGACUUAAGCUUUUUGGAAAUUUUAACUAGGUUUCUAAAAAGUAUACCAAUACAAUUAACUCUCUCAGUGCAGCUGCAGCCAAUGUCGCGCAAGUGGAAGGAAAAUAACUUGCUCAAAUGUUGGGUAUAACAUAACCUAACUGGUAAAAAGUCUUUUAGAAUGAUAGCUCACCUGGGUACCAUCAUUUUCGCAUCCAGUUUAGUAGUUGUAAUCGUAGGUGAAUGCUAAGUCCAUGUCAUUUAUCUUUUAACUUUUUUUGCAUUACAGAAUGAGCGCAUGCCUCUUCACUGGGCUGCAUCUGGUGGACAUGCUGAUGUUGUUAAACAUUUGCUUGAUCUAGGAGUACCAACUGAUAACAAAGAUGAUGUAAGUUGUAGAAAUCUAAGUAUGCACACAAAGGUAGGGUUUGCUUGUGUGUGGUGGAUAGCAAGCAAGAGAAAAAGCAAAACCUAACUUCAAUUUCUUCAGCUCAGCCUCUUCUCAACAUUUUGCAAAACGCCAGAAAUUCCCAUGUGUUGUGCAGUGCAAGAUGCAUUUUUUUAAUUGAAAACCAGGGAUGUUUAAAUGGGAUUAAUACAGGAAUUCAAACACAAGAUUUUUUGUUGUUGAAAACUACUACAUGUACCUGGCUCAAGUCACUCUAAUUGGGUUACAUACUUCCUCCGAGGCAGACUAUUUAUAGUUCAUAUCCUGCUUGGGCCAAAAGGGAAUCUUCUUUUUCCAAAUAAUUUUUUUAUAAAUUUGACUUCAUAUUAGGCGCAGUGGACUCCCCUGAUGAUUGCUGCAUCAGCUGGAAGAGAUGCUAUUGUUUCAAUGUUGAUUAGCCUUGGAGCUGACGUUAACACCACAAAUGAUGGGGGACAAACACCUCUGCAUUAUGCAGCAUCAAGAAACAGAUAUGAGGUAAUGCAUUGCAGUCAUCUUGAUCCUCAAAACUAUUAUAUUAAGGCAUCCAUUUGCUGCACAACAAGAUUGUGUUCUUUCAGGUUAUAAGUUUUCAGUAGUGAAAUUAAUCACUUACUAUCCAAGCCAGCUUGAUACCUUGACAGGAGAAAUAUCAUCCCUGUGACUUUUUCAUCCCAAGCUAAGGCUUGUCCACCCCUAGUAUGGCUGUUUGCAGUUGUGUGAUAAGAUACAUAAUUUUUUACAGGUGGUUUUUCAAUCUCUCAGAUUGCAGAAUUGCUUCUUCAGAAUGGGGCUCACAUUGAUGCACAGGACAAAACAAGUGCUGCUACCCCUCUGCACCGUGCUGCAUCACGGUCAGUAAUUCCUCCUCUUAAACAUGAUUUCAGAUGAAUUCUGCAUCAUUUGUGAACUAGAAUUUAUCACGUAACAAUCUUCAUGGACUAAAAAACCUUUUUUUUUCUUUUUUUUCUGUCAUAACAUUCAUAGGGGCCAUUCCAAGAUUGUCAAGUUGCUCUUAAAACACAAUGCAAAUUGUGAUAUACAGGAUGCUGAAGGCAACACUGCUCUGUACGUUUCUUGCUUUACUGCCCCCCUUCUCCCUUGGAAUUACGGUCAAGUCGCCGACGGUUCAACUCGCCAACACCAACUCGCCGAUGUAUAAAAUCGAGUAGAAACGUCGGCGAGUUGGUCUUCAAUCCAGUACAACUUAUUAGAAGUUAAAUACAUAGAAAAAUAAAAGAUCUUUAGGAAAAAACAAUUUUUUUUCUUCCAACAAAGUUUAUAAGGAUAUCAUGGCGAAUAAAGCCAGGUAAAGAAUUGCGGUGAUUUCGCCAACGAGUGACUUCGCCAACGUCACGUUCGCCAACGUCUUUGGUCGCUUCGCCAACGCGAUGAGUCGCUUCGCCAACGUCCUACUAGUCACUUCGCCAACGCCAAAUAUCUAGUAAUAACUAGAAAUCACCAGAUAUCUGUGAGCCAACCAAAGCAACCACGCGAACCACGUUUUUUUUUUACUUUAAAGAAUGAUUUAUUUAUGAUCGAGAACGUUUGAUUUACGAUAAAAUUUCAUACGUAUAUCAUGCUAUUUUUCUGCUCUUGAAGGUCCGUUUGAUCUUGACAUCGAUUUCAAUAAUGGAGCCGCUGUUUUUUUACAAUUCUCAUAUUUCUCCCAAAAUCCAAACACCUUACUCUGCAAUCGCCUAUUAGCCCUUCUUUGGAUUCUGGUCAGCUUCUGGUUAGAUACUAAUCGUAUUUGUACUGUAAAAACAUUUAGAAAAUGUUUGCCGUUUACCAGCAUAGCCCGGUAUUAAGACGGACCAAACGUAAGCGCCUUCAAAAGUGAGCUAUCCAAGUGUGAAUCGAGAAUGACGUUGGCAGUCACACAAUAACUCGUUCGCGUUUAAAGCUUUAUGGUCAUUGGCGAUGUUCACCUCGCUUUAUUCGCCUUGAAAUCCUUAUAAACUUUGUUGGAAAUAAAAAGAAUUGUUUUUUACGAAAGAUCUCGUCUAAAAAGCCAAGUUUUCUUUAAAAAAAUCUGACCGAUUGACGUGUUGAGUCUUUACAGUGUUGUCACACAAUAACUCGUUCGCGUCUGUCUGUCAGAAGCUUUUAUAGUCAUUUGCGAUGUUUAUCUUGCUUUAUUCGCAAUGAGAUCCUUGUAAACUUUGUUGGAAAUAAAAAGGAUUGUUUUUUUACUGAAGAUUUUGUCCAGAAAGCCAAGUUUUCAAAAAAAUUUGACCGAUUGACAUGAUAAGACUUUAGAGUGUUGUUGUCGUCACACAAUAAAUCUCGUUCGCGUCUGAAGCUUUCUUAGUCAUUGGCGAUAUUUACCUCGCUUUAUUCGCCAUGAGAUCCUUAUAAACUUUGUUGAAAGAAAAAAAUGUAUUUUUCCUAAAGAUCUUUCACUUUUCUAUAUGUUUAACUUCUAAUAAGUUGUACUGGAUUGAAGACCAACUCGCCGACGUUUCUACUCGAUUUUAUACGUCGGCGAGUUGAACCGUCGGCGACUUGACUAGAUACCCUCCCUUGCUGUCUUUGCCUAUAGGCAGAUUAUCUGGUGCCCAUCUGAGUCAUACCUUUAUUAAUUUCUUUCUUAACCAAAGAUAAGGCACAUGCCUGCUUUUUUUGUUUGUGUCCAAUGUCCCAUUUGCAUCAAUUUACUUCAAAUUUGUGGCCUCACUUGUCAACUGCCACAGCAUCCAACCUUUAUUAGGUACAGAGGGCCCAAAAUCAAUUUCUUUUAGAAAACUAUGAACUGUUUACAAGAGUCUUUGCAAAUUUAUUUGUUAGAAUUCUUUUGUUCUUGCUGAUAGGUGAUUAUUUUUAGAGAAGCAUUCAAGUAGUCUACUACUAAUAGCCAAGGCUAUUAAGAUCUUUGGUGCAAUUCCAAUUGGAGGAAUAAAUGUACUGUUACCUUCUGGAAUGUUUUUUUUUCUGCAGUCAUAUGGCCUGUGAGGAGGAUAGGGCAGAAAUAGCUGUUACACUGGUUGAAAAUGGGGCAACUCUCUCUAUAGAAAAUAAGGUAAUGAUCUCAGUACCCAGUGUAUCUCACAAAUAAAAUCUUCAAUCUUCACUGAGAAAAUUUGCCUGGUGGCUAAAGCUUUUAUGCUCACCCAGUUGUUAGACCUUGUGUCCUUAAGUGUUACACAGAGAGGAAAAGUGAAGGUCAAUAUAUCGCAGGAUGCAAACCUGCUAUGAAAUAAGUAAUGGUAAUAAGACUGAGUGGAGUCCAAUUUAGUCUGAAAUCAUACAAGUGAUAACAAAAUCAGGCGACCAUGCCUUUGUUUAUUAUUAUUAUUAUUACAGACUGAAUUGGAUGACAUGAACUCUUAUUACCAAUUAAUCAUGAAAAUUACAAUUUUCCAGAACAGAACAGUUGCCAAGUUGGGAAAGAAAGGGAAAAUUUCAAUUUCUGUCUUCCAAGAUAUUGUCAUUUUUCAAUGGAAAAAAUUCUCCAUUUUGAAGAAAGCCCCAAUUAAGGAGUCUGUACACUGUUUCUAUGGUGAUUGAAACCAAGGUUGUGAUUGGUUCAUUUAAACUACAACUUUGAAUGUGACUGGCUGAAUUAGACUACAACUUUAAGUGGGAUUGGCUUAUUGAACUGUCCGAUAACAAACUGUCCGCCAACAACUUGACAAGUGAAUUAGUGGAAUAUAGGAGUUUUUUAAACCAAACAUCAUAACUUUUUAUGAUUAGUCAGGAAAACCUGCUCCAAUGGUCGUUGAGAAUUGAAAACUGGAUUAUUAAAACUUUUGGUAAUGUUGGUGGUUGAUGCUGAGUUUUAUUUCGUAGAUCAUUUGUUCAUAGCUCAUCCCCUUUAUCGUAAUCUUUCAGAUGAAAAUGCCACCUGUGGAACUCGCUAACAAGGGACUUGCAAGACAACUAAUUCGUUUGAAUGACAGCUGA
Molecule: messenger RNA, 7980 nt
Organism: Pocillopora meandrina
Lineage: Eukaryota; Metazoa; Cnidaria; Anthozoa; Scleractinia; Pocilloporidae
Source: the annotation of a GenBank genome assembly